ACCUGCGCCACCAGGAACAAAACGUCUGCAGGCACUGUGGUUGUACACAGGAAGCUGCAACAUGUGGGCAACGGGAAGGUUGCGGCGUGAAAGACAGUGACGUGCGGCAGCGGAAGGCAUAAGAGACCGUCGCGACGAGCGAUCACGCGAAGUCUGGCUGGGAGACGGGCGAGAUCCGCGAGUCCCAGACCGGAGCCAGAAGAGCAGCCAUGGAACUGACGGCGAAGUUGGCGGCGCUGCUGCUGGUGCUGCUGGCCGCACAGACGGCCACCCACGCUACAUCGCACCAACUCAGGAGAGGGUCGCCUUGCCGCACGCGCAGCGGCGAGUCCGGCGUGUGCCAGCCGCUGCACCGCUGCCGGCACGUGCUGUGGAAGCAGCCCAUGGCCUGCUCGCGCCACUCCGUCUGCUGCCCCGGCACCUCCGCGCCGCCCACCGCCGCCUCCUCCGCCUCCACCGCCGCGUCCUCCGCCGCCUACAGUGCACCGACGCCUCGUACCACAGCUGCAACCGCUACCACGCAGAGGGACACCAGGGCGACCACAAAACGAGCUGCCUUGUCCAAAAGUCAACAGAAGUGCGAGGAGUGGGGGAAAGCCGUGUUCCGGCUGGAGGACAGCCCCGUGUUGGUGGACGGCGCGCCCAAAAUCAACCGUUCGCUGUGCGGCGGCGAGGGCGCCCCCUAUAUCAUCGGCGGCGUGCCCGCGGAGCCCAAGGAGUUCCCUCACAUGGCGGCGGUGGGCUUCGGCCCCGAGAGCAGAGUACAGUUCCUGUGCGGGGGCAGCCUCAUCAGCGAGCGCUGGGUGCUGACGGCGGCGCACUGCCUCGAAGACUACACCAACAGCGGCGUGGGCCCGCCACGCUGGGUGCGCCUGGGCGACCUCGAGCCGGAGGGUAGCGGCGACCACCUCACGGCGCAGGACUUCCGCGUGGAGCGGCGCGCCUGGCACCCCGACUACCGCUACCCGCUCAAGGACAACGACGUGGGGCUGCUGCGGCUCGACGCCGACGCGGAGUUCAACGAGUUCGUGCGGCCCGCCUGCCUGGGCACGCAGCUGCAGCCGCGGGACCCCAGGGCCAUCGUCACCGGCUGGGGCAAGACCGAGAGGGCGGGCUACAGCCAGCCGCUGCUCAAGGUGGAGCUGCCACUGACGGCGCAGGCGCAGUGCGUGUCCAUCUUCCAGGAGCUGCUGGAGCGCUCGGCCGGCUACCGCAGGGUGCUGCCCAACGGCGUGCUGGACUCCAUGCUGUGCGCCGGAGAGCCCCAGGGCGGCAAGGACAGUUGUCAGGGUGACUCCGGCGGGCCGCUGCAGGUGCGCAACACGCAGCCCUACUGCACCUACUCCAUCCUGGGCAUCGUCUCGUUCGGCAAGGGCUGCGCCGAGCCCGGCUACCCCGCCGUGUACACGCGCGUCGCCAGCUUCGUGCCCUGGAUAGAGUCCGUCGUCUGGCCGUGACGUGACGGCCACCGCUAGAGUGCACGCGUCGCUCCGGCGCCGAUGGGCGGCUGAACGCGAGACGCGUCGAUGACAGUGUGAUUUCUGCUGCAACGAUUUCUCACCGUGUAUCGCUGUUACACGAAUUAAAGCUGUAUUUUUUGCAGUUGCUUCAACAUAUACAAUAGUAAUCAUUCCAGGACUGCGACAGUCUCUGACAUUACAGACUUGGACAAACUAUUUUCUACAGUAUAUGGCAUGUGUAUGUAAUUCUGGUAGCACCUUUUGAUGUGUUGUCAUUGUAAUAUAUGCAAAUAACAAUUUCA
Molecule: messenger RNA, 1762 nt
Organism: Schistocerca nitens (vagrant locust)
Lineage: Eukaryota; Metazoa; Arthropoda; Insecta; Orthoptera; Acrididae
Product: trypsin-1-like
Exons: 7
Coding region: 210-1457 (415 amino acids)
Biological process (GO): proteolysis
Molecular function (GO): serine-type endopeptidase activity
Source: RefSeq, a predicted model, not a curated record